CCUCCGCGGGGCAUGAUGGGGGAGUUGGAGAUUUCCAUCAUGGCGGCUUCCAUUUCGGGCUACACCUUCAGCGCCGUGUGUUUCCACAGUGCCAACAGCAACGCGGAUCACGAAGGAUUUUUGCUGGGAGAGGUAAGACAAGAGGAAACUUUUAGCAUUAGUGACUCACAAAUCAGCAACACAGAAUUUCUGCAAGUAGUUGAAAUCCAUAACCAUCAGCCCUGUUCAAAACUUUUUAGUUUUUAUGACUAUGCAAGCAAAGUUAAUGAAGAGAGUUUGGACCGAAUUCUUAAAGAUCGGAGAAAGAGAGUUAUUGGGUGGUACAGAUUCCGGCGAAACACACAGCAACAGAUGUCCUACAGAGAGCAGGUCAUCCACAAGCAACUGACACGCAUCCUCGGCGUGCCAGACCUCGUCUUUCUUCUGUUCAGCUUCAUCUCUACCGCCAACAAUUCCACUCAUGCUUUAGAAUAUGUUCUCUUUAGACCAAAUCGCAGGUAUAAUCAAAGGAUAUCACUUGCUAUUCCCAAUCUAGGCAACACUAGCCAGCAAGAGUACAAAGUGUCUUCAGUGCCAAAUACUUCCCAGAGUUAUGCCAAAGUUAUUAAAGAACAUGGUACUGAUUUUUUUGACAAGGAUGGAGUCAUGAAAGACAUCAGGGCGAUUUAUCAGGUUUAUAAUGCACUUCAGGAGAAAGUGCAGGCAGUGUGUGCAGACGUAGAGAAGAGUGAGCGAGUUGUUGAAUCUUGUCAAGCAGAAGUGAACAAACUACGAAGACAAAUCACUCAGAGGAAGAAUGAAAAGGAGCAAGAAAGAAGAUUGCAGCAGGCCACGGUAAGCAGACAGGUGCCAUCUGAAAGUCUGGAGCCAACCUUCAGUUCUCGGCUGUCCUAUUCUGGGUGUGCAGCCGAGGGCAGGAGUGCACUAGCAGACACCGAGCCCUCUGAUCCUCCUCCCCCUUACUCUGAUUUUCACCCAAACAAUCAAGAAAGUACUCUGAGCCAUUCUCACAUAGAAAGGAGUGUCUUCAUGCCUCGGCCUCAAGCCGUGGGCUCUUCCAACUAUGCUUCCACCAGUGCUGGACUGAAGUAUCCUGGAAGUGGAGCAGAUCUUCCUCCUUCCCAAAGAGCAACCGGAGACAGUGGUGAGGAGUCAGAUGACAGUGAUUAUGAAAAUUUGAUUGACCCUGCAGAGGCCCCUCAUAGUGAAUCCUCACAUCCGAAGGAUUCGCAGCCUGUGACACAUCCCGAUGAGGACCCCAGGAACACUCAGACCUCCCAGAUCUAAGUAAACAGAGGACACGCUCCACUUGGCACUGUUUUCCUUAAUGGCUUGUUGAGAGGGAGUUUGUUGUGGACUUAACCUGAGGAGAGAACUUCUUUCUCCCAGAGUCUGGGGCUCCCGAGAGGAGCGCCCUGUGCACAGAACUUCAGGGCCCUCUGCUGGCCCUCACCUGUGUAUGCAGUGCACGGGUUUCACAACAGAAUCAUUGAGAUAAUCAAAUUGCCCUAAUUCUGGUGCGAUUCAUGGAUGUGCUGGUCAAUUUAGGCGAAAUGAAACUUACCAGUGUAGUUUCUGUUCUUUAAAAAUAAAUUGGAAAUUAGAGACUAAGCACAAUUAGUCUUUAAAUAUUCUAGAAAUCAAAAACUUACCUCUUGCACUAUCAUGCCUUGAAAUUUGCUUUUUCAAAGGGAAAUGAGUUUAGCAACAGCCUUCAAAGAACUUCUUUCUAUGAUGAGCCAAAUUCAUGUUUGCCAGAAAAGAAAUUUUGUUAAAUCCAAGAAGCCUGAUUGAAACAAGUCCCGUCUGCGUGGCUUGCGAGAGUGAAGAGGGCUUCGUUUCCGCUCUUUUCUACUAGCCUGAUCUCUAUUGUCACUGCAAAUGAUUGCCUUUAAAAGAAUGUAGAAAUACUAGUUACCAGUAAGUAAUCAUCCAAACAAAGUAUGUCAUGAAAUAAGUUAGUUACUUUGCUUUUGGUGGGUGACGGUGACUGCCGCACUGCCCUCACACAUUUUGGCCUCUGUUCUGGAGUCUUCAAGGAAGGACAUGACACGCACAGUGGCUAGCAAAGAGGGACACACCAGACCCGAGCUAUGUGAGGAGCAGAUUCUAAACAGUGAGCUUAGCUGAGUUUCUAUGUAAGGGAUAUAAGGCAUUUAGGUCUGAGAGGUCCUAGUGUUUUACUUGUAGAGGAAAGACAUUUAAUAAGCCAAUUGGGAACAUUGGUGAAGAAAGAUGCACUUCAAGUCCAAAUAACCAUAUAUUUUUAAGCUGCCAUUUUGGGGAUAAUUGCAGAUAUGUAGAAACCGUGGGAGUGCAGUUGUGUUUUAUUUAAUUACUGCUUAUUUUCUGGUUUUGCCCAGAAUGUGUGAACCACUAAAACAUUUAUGAGGAUGUUGUGCUCCCAGUUUGGAAAUGGUAAGAUGGUUUAUAUGAGGUUGACCCAUGAAGUUGUUUCUUGCACAUUAACUGCCUUUCCUUGGACUAGUUAAAACCUGUAAGAAUAAGGAAGUCAUUAAAAGGCUUAAAAUCCGGUUCCAGUAGAGUCAUUUCAUUUUAUAGAGAGGUGUUUUCUCAUGAGCUGCAGCUCCACUCCUAAAUCAGACAAUAUAAUAUGGAUUUCAAAGUGAGAUGCUGAAUCUGCCAUGCUUGGGUGUAUGCUCUGUGGGGUCUGUAUUGUAUCCUCUGUCCUGGUUUUGCUGGUCUUACUACCACUGCCAUUUGAUCUUAAAUGUUGUGGGUCACUUUAUCUGCAGACGUGUUGAGUUUUUAUCAGCUACCUACUAGGGGCUUCAGCACCAGUAUGAAUUUCAGUUUUUUAAAGUGCCAUUGCCAUCUCCUCUGUCCAGAUUUGACAGGAAAAUAUUUUUAUUUUUAUGCCAUACUAAAAUCUACAAUGUGUAUCUGAAAAGCAGUUAAAUGUGACAAUAAAAACUUAUUUAAUCAUGACAUCAUUGCUUUAAUGUCCACCUCAGCACCAGACAAGGUCUCACCUCCGUAGUGCUUCCCUGUGGGUAGUAUGGGGGCCUGGGUCUCAAAGGAAGGCAGCUGAGCACAGGCCAGAGGAGCGAGCCAGGAAGCAGCAUACUCCGUGCUCGGUGCUUCAGCUCCAUCCUCCAGGUUCCUGCCCUGACUCCCUGGAUGUUGGAUUGUGACCUAGGAGUUGUAAGCUGAAAUAAACCUUUCCCCAAGUU
This is a messenger RNA of Nannospalax galili (Upper Galilee mountains blind mole rat), 3194 nucleotides long. It is a transcript of the gene Abraxas2, whose product is annotated as abraxas 2, BRISC complex subunit. The record is from RefSeq and is a predicted model, not a curated record. Gene Ontology annotation, biological process: attachment of spindle microtubules to kinetochore; mitotic spindle assembly; protein K63-linked deubiquitination. The coding region runs from base 13 to 1287 and encodes 424 amino acids. Gene Ontology annotation, molecular function: polyubiquitin modification-dependent protein binding; microtubule binding. The transcript is spliced from 9 exons. Lineage: Eukaryota; Metazoa; Chordata; Mammalia; Rodentia; Spalacidae. Gene Ontology annotation, cellular component: nucleus.